AACCCAAGGCUGCUACAGCAAUUACACUUCCUCAAGUAAGAGGAAGGAAUCCCAUGGACAGCGUGAGACAUUCUCCUUUCACCAUACUGAGGAUUCCCUUUUCAGCAGAGAUCAGCGCAGCAAGCAUUUUGUCUUCCAGCCUCCUAGAAAGACAAUCUGAUCUGGUGUAUUUCUUGUUCAUAGACGACAAAUAACAGAGACGAAGAGGAGGGGCAGGAUGGAUGCUGUGGGGAACGUAACGCCCACACAAUUCCUUCUUCCAAAGCACAUAUUGGAUGUAUGGAUCAUUGUCCUGAUCAUCCUGGUCACCAUUGUAAUCAUGACCUCCUUAGUAUUGUGCCCAGCAACGGCUGUGAUUAUUUACAGAGUCCGGACACACCCUAUACACAAUGCAGUUGUGUGAGACUUGUUUUCCUAUCACUGUGUGACUUCUUGUAAGAAACAUGGGGCUAAAGGGCAAUAGUCUACAGGCUGCCUCGGAUAUGAUGCAGAGUGCAGAAGACACAGCAGGAGAACACCAGCCAAGGCAUGGCGACAACACCCAGACUUCAGUCAUGAGCUGAGAAUGUUGCAUGUCACAAGAAGCGCUGCCAAAGCCUGCUUAUCCAUUCAAGCUGCAGCUCUUCAGUUUUAAAUCCAGGACUUUUAUCUCCAAUUGGGAAAUCCUCUGAUGGCUCAGGAUUCAAAAUUUCCUGUUUUGGUUUCUUGCUGUCUAUUAAUCAAAAUGCUUUCUGUGUGUGCGUGUGCGUGUGCGUGUGUGUGUGUGUGUGUGUGUGUGUGUGUGUGCUGACUGAGAAAAUUUAUCUAAAAGCAAAGAAGAUGCCAAAAUGUCUAAUAAUAAAGCCCUUCAAAUGGUUUCCAGAUGCAACUGCAUUGUAAGCACCACCUGCUUUAACUACCCAGUUAAAUGCUAUUUUUUUUCUGUAAGAAGUGAAUAGGAGCCUGUGGCUGCUUGUAUCGGCAGGGACCCAUCUGAUUCUUUCCUAUAGGAUCUUUCAGGGUAUUACAGCAGCUGACAAAGGGAUAAGAAGGGGAAAUGAGAUCUGAUCAAAGCAAUUUGCAGCCAGAGGUGUAGCUUAGGAGAUGCAAUGAGAAAAUGAAAGUAGAAGUGAUUCUAUUUUGCAGCUGAUUUGGUGAAAUGGUGUGCAUCUAGUAGAAGUAAGAGUAGAGCAGGAGAGUUCUAAUAAAGGACAAUUGAGAUAAUCUUGCUGUGUCGAUACUAUAUGCUGUGAUUACUUGGAUCUGAUUAAGGAAUUCUUAUAGCUUUGGGAUUUCUGGAAUAUGACACUGAUGAUGCUGUACAUCCCUUCUGUUAGGAAUUUGCCCUUUCUAGUAAUUUGUAGUUAUUAGAAGUAUUAUUUCAUUUUCUAUGGAAGGACUGAUAAAUAUCUAUAUUAGCAUGUAUUAUUUGCUUCACUGUCUUGUAUGAUUCCUUCUCUUUUAUGGUUACUAUUGGCCUCAUCAUUAGGAGGAAAGAGUAUCCAGAUCUGAUUACUCUUCUUUCUCUGCAUACAGUAAAACUGCCACUCCUGCUUUUCAGGUUUUAAAUAGGAGACCAUGGCUGAUUAUCUAUGUUAACUUUGGGAUGGGACUAGCACUCAGGCAGCAAGUGGGCAGCUGGCCGUGGGAGGGCUGAGAGGGUGCCCAUCCAGUCUGCUGCCCGAAGUGCUCCUCAUUAUACAGUUUGCCUUGUAUAAUUUUAAUAUCUACUUAGCAGGGAACAUUCAGCAGGUAUUUUGAUGAUAGUGUUGCAUUGAUAGUGGCUUUAUAUCUGCCAAACUUUCCUCUGCCAUUUAGCUACAGAAAGCCAGGUAUCAGUGCCUAGACACACAGAAACAUCACCCAUUCUUACUUCAGAUGCAGCUUUGCUUAAAAUGUUCUCCUUUUUUCCAGAUUAGGAUCUUUAUUUCUAUAACAGCAUAGUUAUGUGUUAAAGGAAAAGAAGGGGAAGUGGUAUACGUGAAAGAGAAGUGAAUGUAUCAGUAGAAAUGAUCAGAUAUUAAACUGUGAUGCUGUAUAAGCCUGUGGAAUAAACUGACAUUGUUAUAUCUUUGUGCA
This is a messenger RNA of Eublepharis macularius, 2058 nucleotides long. It is a transcript of the gene SMIM3, whose product is annotated as small integral membrane protein 3. NCBI's taxonomy places the organism in Eukaryota, Metazoa, Chordata, Lepidosauria, Squamata, Eublepharidae. The record is from RefSeq and is a predicted model, not a curated record. The coding region runs from base 218 to 403 and encodes 61 amino acids. The transcript is spliced from 2 exons.